CUGGCUUCAAUUUCCUCCCAGCAGAUGUCAGGUACAGACUGAGAGGGUCAGAGGAGUUGGGAUAACACAGAGGAUUUAGAUAAAAGAACAAUCUUUGGAACCACCAGCAGAUUCCACAAUGUCUUGUUGUCCCUGAACUCCGGUUGGUCUGGACGGUCUCUUUAUCCUUCAUCGUCAGACUGUGGUGACCAUAGUACCUAAAGGACCGAGGAGUAAAAUAAGCAAGUGGAUUGUAUACAAUUCUUCCUAACUGUGCUGGCACCUGUCCUGAGACUUCUGGCCAAGAGACCAUCUCCAGUAUCACAUCUUGAGGGAUCACCGGAUCCUCAGUUGAGGUUCUCCUUCCCGUUUUGGCACUUUUUGCCUUCUGGUAGCAAGAGAUGUGCAAAAGUGCAACAACCUUAGUGAUUCUGUCCCUGCUUCUGCCACUGCUGCCCUCUUCAGGCCAGGCACAGACAGUUCUCACUGAUGAUGAAAUAGAAGACUUCCUGGAAGGAUUCCUCAAGGAGUUGGUCCCCGAGGAAGAUGAUGAUGAUAAUGCAGAACCAAGAAGGGAAGAAGAUGAGGGUGGAGUCGGAAUCACUGGUGGUGGAGGGUACGAGAUAGAAGAAACAGAGACUCAAGUAGGAAAAAAGCCAAAAGCACCUAAAGGAGAAAGUGGAGAUUCUGCUGGGAAAGGUGAAGAAAAAACAAAGAAAGAAAAAAAAGCCCCGAAACCCACUAAAAAACCUAAAGAGAAGGGAGCUAAAAAGGAAAAACCUCCAAAACCAACUAAGAAGCCUAAAGAACCUAAAGUAAAAAAGCCAAAAGCAACCAAAAAACCCAAGACACCAAAACCCACAAAGAAGACACCAGGUAAGAAACAAGACCAGCGUCCAGAGGUAGAGGAAGAAGAGGACAGGAACAAGAAUAUCAAAGAGGAGAGAUACACACGACCCCAAGUUCCUGAUGAAGAGGACAGCUAUAUAACAACAGUUACAGAAGAGGAAGAACAAUUCAGACGACCACAAACUCCUGAAGAAGAUAAAUAUGUUACAGAGCAAAAAAGAGAGGAGAGAUAUAAACAACCUCAAGUCACUGAGGGAUAUGAUGAGGAAAAUUACAGAAAACCCUACGUUAUAGAGGGAGAAGAGGAAGAGAGGUACAGCAGACCUGAAGUCCCUGGGGGCUAUGAUGAGGAAACAUUCAAAGAACCAGAUAUUAUAAGAGAAGGAAACAGAUACAGACCACCACAAGUGACAAAAGAAGUAGAAGAUCCAUAUAGAACACCAGAUACUACUGAACAGGACAGGUAUAGACAGCCCCCUAAGGAGAAGGAAAGGUACAUAAGACCACCAGUGACUGGCACAAAAUCACAGACGGGAGAAGAUUUAUGGUCAGAAGGAGAAUAUGUGGAACCACUUCCUGAACCUGAGGAACCUGGAAUAGUAAGGCAGAGACCUAGUGUGGAAGAGGAACCUCCAACUGAAGAUUACAACGAACACCUGGAGAAGGAGGACUAUGGUGACUAUGGGCACAACAGACGCCGUGAGAGGCCGAAAGCUCCUCAGCGCCCCGAGCAUCCUGUAGUCUAUGAGAAACCUGCACCCAAGAAACCAGCAGUCGUAACUCCUCCACCACUUCCUGAAUACCCCGACCCGAAACCAGGAAUUCAUUUCGAAGACUAUGAUUAUACUGUGUACCUGAAGCCACCAGACACAAAGGAGGAAGACUGGACAGAUGAAGAGAAAUACCCAAAGAAAACAAGUAGCAAAGAAGAACGUGAGAGAUGGGAGGAGGAGGAGGAGAAAAAUCGUAAAGAAAAGAAGAAGCCCGCAGAAACAUGGGAUUCAGAAGAGGUGGAAGAACCUCCAAAGGAGAGGAGAAAGUGCCCCCCAAUUGGUCUGGAGUCCCAUCGGAUAGAAGAUGACCAGAUGCUUGCUUCCUCUAUGUUGCGCCAUGGGCUGCACGCUCAAAGAGGUCGUCUAAACAUGCAAGCAGGCACUAAUGAAGAUGACUUCUUUGAUGGUGCCUGGUGUGCUGAGGAUGAUGGCAGAUCACAGUGGUUGGAGGUGGACACCAGAAGAAGUACCUUAUUCACUGGUGUUAUAACCCAAGGACGGGACUCUACCAUUCUUGAUGAUUUUGUCACCUCGUUCUAUGUGGGCUUCAGUAAUGACAGUCAGAAAUGGACAAUGUACAGCAAUGGAUACGAGGAGAUGAUGUUCUAUGGGAACGUGGACAAGGACACGCCGGUGCAGACAGACUUUCCAGAACCUGUGGUAGCAAGAUUCAUCCGUAUAUACCCGCAGACCUGGAAUGGCAGCCUGUGUAUGCGCCUUGAGGUCUUAGGAUGUCCAGUAUCCAAUGUGGUUAGUUACUACAGCCAGAAUGAAGUUAUAACAUCUGCAGAUAACCUGGAUUUCAAGCAUCACAAUUACAAAGAUAUGAGGCAGCUCAUGAAAGUUGUAAAUGAAGAAUGCCCAACCAUCACUCGAAUAUACAACAUUGGAAAGACGGCUAAAGGAUUGAAAAUAUACGCAAUGGAAAUUUCAGAUAAACCAGGAGAACAUGAAGCAGGCGAGCCAGAAUUUCGGUACACAGCUGGGCUUCAUGGUAAUGAAGUUCUAGGACGGGAGUUGCUUCUUCUUCUAAUGCAAUUUAUGUGCAAGGAAUAUCGCGAUGGCAACCCACGCAUUACAACUUUAGUUCAUGAGACCAGGAUUCACCUUGUGCCCUCACUAAACCCUGACGGGUAUGAGAUUGCAAGCCCAAUGGGCUCAGAACUUGGAAACUGGGCACUGGGUCACUGGACAGAAGAAGGCUAUGAUAUUUUCACCAACUUUCCAGAUCUUAACACUGGACUGUGGGCAGCAGAGGACAGGAAGUUGGUCCCUUACAAGUUUCCCAACAAUAACCUACCUAUUCCAGAAGGCUAUUUGGCAGAAGAUGCCACAGUGGCAGUGGAGACCAGAGCAAUCAUUGCUUGGAUGGAUAAAAUUCCUUUUGUUCUGGGAGCCAACCUACAAGGUGGAGAAAAGUUGGUUUCUUACCCAUAUGAUAUGGCAAGGGCGGUAAAGGAGGAAGCACCACCACCCCGGUAUCGUCAUCAUUUUCUCCAAGAAGAGGAGGAGGAAGAAGAAGAAACGUACGUAGAAGGAGCUGGAGGAGAGGAUGAAGAAGGAGUGUCCAGGACACCUGACCAUGCUAUUUUCCGAUGGCUUGCCAUCUCCUAUGCCUCAGCCCAUCUAACUAUGGCAGACACCACUCGUGGAACCUGCCAUGCAGAUGACUUCACCAAGGGUAUGGGCAUUGUCAAUGGAGCAAAAUGGAGGCCUGUCUCUGGCAGUAUGAACGACUUCAGUUACCUUCACAGUAACUGUAUGGAGCUCUCCAUAUACCUGGGAUGUGACAAGUUUCCACACGAAAGUGAACUGGCUGAGGAAUGGGAGAUCAACAAAGAGUCUUUGCUCACCUUCAUGGAGCAGGUUCAUCGCGGGAUUAAAGGCAUUGUGACGGAUCGCCGCGGGGAUCCAAUAGCUAAUGCAUCCAUUUCUGUGGCAGAAAUACAACACGAUGUCAAAACAGGGAGCGAUGGCGACUUCUUCCGUAUUGUCAACCCAGGGGAGUAUCGGGUGACUGCACGGGCUGACGGUUUUACGCAGAGCACUAAGACAUGUAUGGUUGGCUAUGAAAUAGGGGCAACUCACUGUAACUUUGUCCUGGCACGUUCCAACUGGCAAAGGAUAAGGGAAAUCAUUGCAAUGAAAGGCAAGGGUCCUCUACGCCUGGCGCCACCCGGAGGUCGCCGCCUUACCCCAAGUGAAAGGCAGCGCAUGCAGAGACGACGAAUGUGGCUGAAUCGCAAACGCAAUCUCACCACUGUGCCACCCACAACUACUCCUUUUGUGCCAACCACCACCUUACCUCCCACAUAUACUCCCACUACCAUGCCCCCUCGCAGGCUGAAGCCCCCCACCCCAUCUGAAUCUCUCUGGGACACGGAAACUGAGACCUACACAGAAAUAGUAACAGAAGUGGAGACAGAAACCUGGGAAGUGGAGGGCACUACACCUGUUGCCCCAUUCACCACAGCAGAGACUUACACCAUAAACUUUGGGGACUUCUGAGAGGGCCACCUCAACGGAGAAGGGUUACAAAUUGAUGUUUGAGCGUCGUAAAGGGUUAAAGUUUCAACCCCAGAGGGGUCAUCUCAACAUGUAUUUAUAGCUCUGAUCAUCUGUGGGUCCAAAGUAACGUGGACCUAUUUUUUUACAUUAAUGCCUCUUUUUUUCCAUCUAGAAUUCAUCAGGAUAUAAUAAACUUUAAGGGGUUGUACAGGAGUAGAAGCUCAGCCUCAUUCUCUUCAGUGGGGAGAAGAUGCAAUGCCAGGCACAACCAACGCACAACAGUGCAGCUGUUUCUGGGGAGGAAAAGCAAGUGAACGCGUAGAUGCCUGUCCACUCGGAAUUAGAAGAGCUUGCAGGCUACUCUGAAACUAGCAUUACAAAUGUAUAGUCUUGUUCACUUCCAAUAAAGCUUCUACACAUUUUCCUAA
This is a messenger RNA of Bufo bufo (common toad), 4537 nucleotides long. RefSeq names its product AE binding protein 1 (gene AEBP1). Gene Ontology annotation, biological process: negative regulation of transcription by RNA polymerase II; proteolysis. Gene Ontology annotation, molecular function: DNA-binding transcription repressor activity, RNA polymerase II-specific; zinc ion binding; metallocarboxypeptidase activity. The record is from RefSeq and is a predicted model, not a curated record. The transcript has 22 exons. Lineage: Eukaryota; Metazoa; Chordata; Amphibia; Anura; Bufonidae. The coding region runs from base 381 to 4109 and encodes 1242 amino acids.